ACCAUUCACCAGGUCUAUGCCCGGGUGCGCACGCACUGGCCGGGUGCAGCCAAGUGCCCUAAGCGUGGCCACACAAGAAGCGGGCUGUGGGCUCGGGCAGCCCUGACGUCACGACGAUCCUCCAGCACGAGUCUGGGCCUAGACCCUGUGCAUCUGGAGACAUGGAGUUUGUGUCUGGAUACCGGGAUGAGUUCCUUGAUUUUGCUGCUCUUCUCCUUGGCUGGUUCCACAAGUUCAUGGCAGAGAGGGGGACCAUGGGGACUAGCCUUGAAGGCCGAUUGCAUCAGCUGGAGUCGCAGAUAAGGAGGCUGCCCCAGGACCCUGCCCUUUGGGUGCUCCAUGUCUUGCCAAACAGUAGUGUGGGCAUCAGCCUGGGGCAAGGUGCAGAGCCAGGCCCUGGAGCAGGCCUAGGGGCUUCCAGACUUCUGGGAGAGGAACCUCUGCUCCACCUGCGAGACCUAAGUCCUUAUGUUAGCUUUGUCAGCCUAGAGGAUGGGGAGGAAGGGGAGGAGGAAGAAGAUGAAGAAGAGAAUGGAGGGGAGAAUUCCAGCACAGAGAAGGUGGAAGCACAGGAGGGUGGGGAGCCAGUCCCUCCCAGCAGGGAGUCGCCCCAGGAAGCAAAGCCUCCAGCCCAGCCAGAGGUGAUCCAGCAGGACAAAGAUGGUGAUGAUGGCUGCCGAGAGGACAGAGGGGAGGAUGAGAGGGGACCUGAGAAGAGGAAAGGACGAAGGAGUGAGGCUGUCCCCCUGCAUCUUUCCUGCCUCUUACUGGUGACAGAUGAGCAUGGCACCAUUUUGGGCAUUGAUCUGCUAAUGGAUGGAGCCCAGGGAAGUGUGGGCCAGAGCUCAGCCAACGAGAAUCUGGCUCCUCGGGCCUAUGCUCUCCUCUGUCACAGCAUGGCCUGCCCCAUGGGCUCUGGGGACCCCCGAAAGCCCCGACAGCUUACUGUGGGAGAUGCCCACCUGCACCGAGAGCUUGAGAGCCUGGUCCCAAGGCUGGGUGUAAAGUUAGCAAAGAUCCCAAUGCGGACAUGGGGCCCUCGACCAGGCUUCACCUUUGCCUCCCUUCGAGCUCGAACUUGCCAUGUUUGCCACAAGCACAGCUUUGAGGUGAAGUUGACACCCUGUCCCCAGUGCAGUGCUGUCUUGUACUGUGGAGAAGCUUGUCUCCAGGCUGAUUGGCGGCGAUGCCCAGAUGAUGUGAGCCACCGAUUUUGGUGCCCGAGGCUUGCAACUUUCAUGGAGCGGACAGGGGAACUGGCAACUCUACCUUUCACCUAUACAGCAGAAGUGACCAGUGAAACCUUUAACAAGGAAGCUUUCUUGGCCUCUCGGGGCCUUACUCAUGGUUAUUGGACCCAGCUCAGCAUGUUGAUUCCAGGGCCCGGCACCCCUAAGCACCCUUGGGGCAACACAUCAUCCCUCAGCUGCUUUCUCAGUGGCCUUCUCCCAGGGAACAUAGCUCUUCUGGAGAUGAGGCAAGCAGGGUUUCCUGACCCCAGGCAUCGCUUCUCCUUCAUCUUCUCAGGAGAUCCCUACCAGCUUCUGCAGGAGAAUGGGCCUGCCCUGAUGCCUCCACUGCCCCUAGAUCCACCCAAGGGCCUCUUUGGCUCAUGGCAGGAUUACUACACAUGGCGAGGCCUCGGUCUUGACUCCCCCAUGGCUGUGCUUCUCACCUACCCACUGACUAUGUACUACAUCAUCACUCACCUAGUGCCCCAGUCCUUCCCUGAGCUCAAUAUCCAGAACAAGCAGUCACUGAAGAUCCACGUGGUAGAAGCUGGGAAGGAGUUUGAUCUUGUUAUGGUAUUUUGGGAGCUCUUGGUCCUGCUCCCCCAUGUGGCCCUGGAGCUGCACUUUGUAGGUGACAGCCUACCACCUGAGAGUGACCAGCGGCAUUUUACUAUGCAGAGGGAUGGCCCUGAGGCAUCUGUGCGUCCUGGUUCUGGGGUAUCCACCCGGCUCAGCUCUGGAACUAAGGAGAAGGGAGGAUGCAGGGACCUGCAAAUCAGGGUGUCCACCAGGCCCUACCACCUGCUUCAGGGACCCAAGCCUGACCUGGUUAUUGGUUUUAACUCCGGCUUUGGUCUCAAAGACACUUGGCUGAGCUCUCUGCCCAGAUUACAGUCUCUCCGAGUGCCAGCUUUCUUCACUGAGAGCAGCGAGUAUGGCUGUGUGAUGGAUGAUCAGACCAUGGCGGUGGCCACGGGAGGGGGCACCAGUUCGCCACAGCCCAACCCGUUCCGCUCCCCGUUUCGUCUCAGAGCUGCUGACAAUUGCAUGCCCUGGUACUGCAACGCCUUCAUCUUCCACUUGGUCUACAAACCUCUCCAAGGCGGCGGAGUCCGCCCAGCGCCCGGCCCGGCACCCCCACCCCCAACUCCUGCCGCUCCUCCUGUCCCAGCCCGAAGGCGGCGAGGAGAAAAGAAAGCUGCACGCGGGCCCCGUCGGCGGAGAUGAGUGCUGAGAUGGUAAUAGUCCACUCCCUCCCGAAACUUGCUUCCCAAAGGAAAACACUUCAAGACCCCGGGGGCGGAAUGGUUGUCAGGACACCAAAAGUUAAAUAAAAUUACUUGUUUGAAACCUC
Molecule: messenger RNA, 2586 nt
Organism: Nannospalax galili (Upper Galilee mountains blind mole rat)
Lineage: Eukaryota; Metazoa; Chordata; Mammalia; Rodentia; Spalacidae
Gene: Zmynd15
Product: zinc finger MYND-type containing 15
Exons: 14
Coding region: 162-2459 (765 amino acids)
Biological process (GO): spermatid development; negative regulation of DNA-templated transcription
Molecular function (GO): histone deacetylase binding
Source: RefSeq, a predicted model, not a curated record